AUGGGCAGAAGGGGUAAAGCAAAAGCUAGCAGUAGCAAGAGCGAUGAUAAAAAGGAAUCAUUUGAGAAGCUAAUGUCUGAAGGAAUAAGGCUCGAGGAAAGAGGUGAAAGAUUCCAAACUUCUGGCCAAACUUCUGGAAAGGCUAGGAGAUAUUACGAACAAGCCGGAGAUAUGUACGAGAAAGCACACAACAAAGAUCCUGAGAACGGUGAUUGCUUGUACAACUGGGGCAGAACAUUGUAUAUACUUGCCCAUCUCGACGAUCCAAAACAAACUGAAGAAGAGAAAGUGCAUCUGUUAACUAGAUCGAUUGAAAAAUUCAAGGCGGCCAUUGCUAUCGAUGAAAACAAUGCAGAUGCGUUGUACAACAUGGCUCAGGCUUUGACGACUAAAGCUGAUAUUAUCUUCAAUUUGGAAGCAAAUGACGGACCAGUUGAUACUCUGAAUGAAGCAAUUGAGGCAUUUGAAAAGGUGAUUCGUCUACAGCAAAAAGAACUACAACUGACUGGACAGGUCGCCAGUUCAUCCUCAUCAGCACAUCCAGAUAAUUCAAACGAAGAUGAGGAGAAAGUUACACCCAGCACUCUUAUUGAUACGUUGACAUCAAUGUCUCAAGCUUUAACGUCUCGGGCCAUGAUGGCAGAAGAUCCCGCUAUCAAUGAAGAAUGUUACAUUCGCGCAAUUGAAUUACUUGAACAAGCGCUUAGUCUUAAUGUACAGUCUCGUGAAGCCGAUAUUCAGCUUCAAUGGGCCAACGUUUUGUCGCACCAUGCUCAUAGUAUUGUUCCAUCCGAGGAAAACAUACAUCAAAUCCAAAGGUUGCGUGAGAUUGCUCUCCAAAAGUUGAAUUUCGUCAUUGAAACGGAUAAUGACAACGUUGAAGCUUUAUGUGACAGAGGCGAUUUAGCAACAGAUUAUAUUGACAUGUUACUAUCUGAUCCUGAUGACCAUAAAGAUAAAAUCCUAGAACUAUUUGAUACGGCAAUCAUGUCGUUCCGCACUGCUACUGAAUUAGAAGAUACAAAUUCAGUCAUAUGGCAGAAUAUUGGUGUGCUGUGUCUGCGUAAAGCACAGCUACGGUUUUUACCCGCAAGUGUGGACAAGCAUGCAUUAAUUACCUCGUCUGUUGAUGCGUCGAAACGUUCUCUGGAUAUCGAUCCAGAUAACCUUGAUAUAUAUUUGUAUUAUGCAGUAGCUUUGAAGUAUUUGUCCGACGCGAACAAUGUUGAGGUUGAUGAAAUACUAAGGAAAUAUGUUCAACGAGGAGGUAAUCAAAGCGAAUUCCUAAAAUGGAAACAAGAGAAUGAGGAUAUCAUUGAAGAAGCCGACCCUUUCAAUGAUCUUAGAAACAAGUUACGAGAAGUUGGUAUAAAAGUAUAG
This is a messenger RNA of Paraglomus brasilianum, 1380 nucleotides long. Lineage: Eukaryota; Fungi; Glomeromycota; Glomeromycetes; Paraglomerales; Paraglomeraceae. The record is from the annotation of a GenBank genome assembly.